This is a messenger RNA of Homarus americanus (American lobster), 1520 nucleotides long. It is a transcript of the gene Dip-C, whose product is annotated as xaa-Pro dipeptidase-like. Bases 41 to 1165 code for a protein of 374 amino acids. NCBI's taxonomy places the organism in Eukaryota, Metazoa, Arthropoda, Malacostraca, Decapoda, Nephropidae. Gene Ontology annotation, molecular function: peptidase activity. The transcript is spliced from 8 exons. The record is from RefSeq and is a predicted model, not a curated record.
ACAACACGUGUAUACUCAUCAGUCAUUGUUUGUGUUGCAGAUGAGUGAUGUCCUGCAUCAGAUGACAGGUGCCACUGGCAGCGUCCUGACCCUGCGAGGCGUGAACACUGACAGCGGCAAAACCACUCUGGAGGCCGCCUUCGAGGGCAUCAGUCAGUUCCGGAUUGACAACAGCGUUCUUCACGAUGAAAUUGCAGAAUGUCGUGUAACAAAGACAAAGGCAGAACUCGAAGUUCUGAGGUUUGCAGCCACUGUCUCGGCAGCUGCUCAUCGAGCUGUGAUGCGCAAGAUUCGACCUGGCAUGAAGGAAUACCAACUGGAGGCCAUAUUUCAACACCAUUCCUACUAUCAUGGAGGAUGCCGGCACCAGGCUUAUACCAACAUCUGUGGUUCUGGUUGUAAUGCUGCUGUGCUGCAUUAUGGUCAUGCUGGUGCACCCAAUGCUCGAACAGUUUCUGAUGGAGAGAUAUGUCUUUUUGACAUGGGAGCAGAAUACUACUGUUACACCAGUGAUAUUACCUGUUCUUUCCCGGCUAAUGGAAAGUUUACUGAAGAUCAAAAGGCAAUCUACAAUGCUGUCUUGAGUGCUUCACAUGCUGUAAUGGAAGCAGUAAAGCCAGGAGUAUCAUGGGUAGAGAUGCACAGACUCUCAUACCGAACCAUGCUGGCCAAACUGAAGGAAGCUGGGAUUGUGCAAGGUGAUCUUGAGGACAUGAUGAAGGUAAAUCUUGGAGCAGUGUUUCAGCCUCAUGGUUUGGGUCACCUCCUUGGAUUGGAUGUGCAUGAUGUUGGAGGCUAUCUUGAAGACAACCCUCCUCGACCUCAGGAAGCUGGUUUCCGGUCUCUUCGCACAGCCAGGGUGUUAGAGGAGAACAUGGUCCUCACAAUUGAACCUGGAUGCUACUUUAUUGAUCAUCUUUUGGAUCAAGCAUUGGCUAAUCCAGCUCAGGCACAGUUUCUGGUUCCCGAGGCAAUAGCCCGCUUCCGUGGAUUUGGUGGAAUCAGGAUUGAGGAUGAUAUUGUUGUGACUGCCGAUGGCAUGGAAGACCUUGCACAGGGUACUAUUCCACGAACUGUGGAGGAGAUUGAAGAACUUAUGGCAGAAGGUCAACAGGCGGAUGUGUUUGUCCCUCAGCUUCAUGCUCAGGAGAAGCUUGGUCAGUAAUUAAUGGUGCUUUAACUUACACCAUUGAGUAAAGAAGAUGAGGAAUAGGAUGGACACAAGAAGACUUUUUAUCCUUACAUAAAAUGUAUAGUUAUUUCAGCCACGCUUUAGGUUAGAUUAUUACUGUAUAACAAAGUAAAUGUUUCAAAUUAUUAGAAUGCCAAAAGUUUAAUUGUUUAAACUUGGAACUAGACAUUAACUAUAUUAAUGGAGAUAUGUGCCUGAAAAGAUUUUCAUAUAUAUAUAUAUAUUGGACAACUAUAUAUACAGUAUACAGGUUCUGUACUUUGUAAAAAAGGGAUCAUAUAUGAUUUGCAAAUUCCCUGGAACUUUAAUAAAUAAAUUGCACUGGUUG